Molecule: messenger RNA, 1314 nt
Organism: Emericellopsis atlantica
Lineage: Eukaryota; Fungi; Ascomycota; Sordariomycetes; Hypocreales; Bionectriaceae
Exons: 3
Coding region: 213-1142 (309 amino acids)
Biological process (GO): carboxylic acid metabolic process
Molecular function (GO): oxidoreductase activity, acting on the CH-OH group of donors, NAD or NADP as acceptor
Source: RefSeq, a predicted model, not a curated record
ACAACUCCCCCCUCGAGCUGUGAUCCCGGAUGCAAUGGAAUGGGCGCUACACUGACAAUGCGCAGGCAAGGUUCAGCCACAACUAUCAAAUCAUAGAGUACGUGGCAAGACUACAUCAAGUCUUCGAUGCAUAAGAAGCAGAGUGGACAGUCACUUUUGUGCUGGUGAAUGUGAUCCUUGGUCUCUUAGCAAAGAAGCCGGACUGACGCAUCAUGGCCACAAAGAAAGUUUCGAGCAUCACGAUUGUAGGAGUUGGCCAGGUGGGCGGCGCAGUGGCCUACGCCCUCAUCCUGAGAUCCGCUUGCGAUGAGCUGCUUCUGGUGGACAACGACGUCGAACAGGGAUACGGACAGGCGCGAGAUCUGUCUGAUGCGGCGUAUAGCAGCGGCAGCAAAACCCGAGUGCGACUGGUCUCGCACCGCGAGGGAAGCCAGAGUGAUAUUAUAGUCAUCGCGGCAGCAUCGAAGCAUCCAAUGGGCGAGACCAGACUCGAGCAUACACACCACAACAUCUCUAUCAUGCGAUCGAUAAUCGACGAGAUGUCGCCUCUCAGACCAGAUACUGUUCUUCUGGUCAUCUCGCAGCCUGUUGACCUACUCACCUCUGUCGCGCUGAAGCUAUCCAAGCUUCCGCACAACCAGGUGCUGGGGGCAGGGACCUACCUCGAGUCAGCACGACUCCGUGGAAUGGUGGCGGACAAGGCUCAUGUGUCGGCGAAUUCGAUCGAUAUGUAUGUACUGGGCGUACAAGGACCGCAGCAAGUAACCGCCUGGUCCUCAGCCACGGUCGGGGGUGUUCCCCUUGACAAGGCCCUCCCAGCCGGCACCAUUGACAAAGACAAGAUCGCCACCGAGAGUGCGGAGCGGUCGCACAAGAUUCUCCUGGCCAAGGGCUCGAUGCCGUUUGGUGUGGGUUCUGUCAUAGCAAGUGUCUGCACUUCGGUGCUCAAUGAUGAGCGCAAGGUUCGUCCAAUUAGCUACUAUGAGGCAGACUUCGGAUGUUGCUUCAGUAGGCUCGCUGCAAUUGGACGGCAGGGAGUCGCAGCUAGUCUGCCAACGGCACUAAGUGAGAGCGAGAUGGGACAAAUGGUGGAAUCGGCGGAGGGUUUGGCUGAUACGCUGAGCCGUAUUAACGACUUGUGAUUUCGACGGAAUGCUCAUGAUGUCGAAAAAGGGUGAUGCGGGCACAGGAGGAUGUGACUAGCUAUGAACAUAGCUGGCACACGUCGUUUUGUUAACGAGAAUGGAAGUAAUGAAACCGUUUGAAAGUAUAGCAUUGAUUGAAUGGCCGUGAGUAACUGAAGUAUUAUGUCGU